Xiphophorus maculatus (southern platyfish) is the source of this 3779-nucleotide messenger RNA. RefSeq names its product HLF, PAR bZIP transcription factor (gene hlfa). Gene Ontology annotation, molecular function: RNA polymerase II cis-regulatory region sequence-specific DNA binding; DNA-binding transcription factor activity, RNA polymerase II-specific. Bases 270 to 1154 code for a protein of 294 amino acids. Gene Ontology annotation, biological process: regulation of transcription by RNA polymerase II. The transcript is spliced from 4 exons. Lineage: Eukaryota; Metazoa; Chordata; Actinopteri; Cyprinodontiformes; Poeciliidae. The record is from RefSeq and is a predicted model, not a curated record. Gene Ontology annotation, cellular component: nucleus.
CUCUCCGCCUUCCUCCUCCUCCUCCUCCUCUCCACCCUCUCUGCCAGAGAGCCCAGACGACAGACAGCCAUCCAGCCGCUCUCCGUCCUGCUCCUGCCGCCGCCGCUGAGCGGAGUGUGGUCUCCUUUUUUCCACCUGAGUGGGUUUCUCCACGAGCCGGACAGCGAGUUUUUAUUAUUAUUUUUGAACUAUUUUUUUUUAUUUUUAUUAAUUACUAACCGGGUUUGGGGACAUUUAAUCUUUUUUACUCCUGCUGCCCUUCAAGUGAAAUGGAGAAAAUGGCCAGACCUCUUCCUAUAAACCCAACUUUCCUGCCGCCGACUCAUGGAGUCCUGAAAUCCCUGCUGGAAAACCCGCUGAAACUCCCGUUUCACCACGAUGAAGGAUUUGGGAAGGAUAAGGAGAAAGAGAAAAAGCUGGAAGAUGAGAGCAGCACAGCCAGCCACCCCCAGUCGGCCUUCCUGGGGCCCACUCUGUGGGACAAGACCCUGCCGUACGACGGCGACAACUUCCAGCUGGAGUACAUGGACCUGGAGGAGUUCCUGUCGGAAAACGGCAUCCCAGCCAACACGGCCCAGAGCGAGCAGGCAGCGCAGCCGUCCCAGGCAGCACUGCAGCAGGUCUCGCCGCCCAAGCCGCCCACCCCCUCAGUGGUGGACCUCAGCAGCCGCGCCACCACCUCCGUUCACACAGCCAUGCCGUCUCAGACCUGCCUGCACAGCCCAACCGCUGCAGCCAGAGACACACCCAGCCCCAUCGACCCGGAGUCCAUCCAGGUCCCGAUGACGUACGAGCCGGACCCGGCCGACCUGGCGCUGUCCAGUGUUCCGGGUCAGGAGAUGUUCGAUCCCAGGAAGCGCAAGUUCUCCGCCGAGGAGCUGAAGCCGCAGCCCAUGAUCAAGAAAGCCCGGAAGAUCUUCAUUCCCGAGGACCUGAAGGAUGAUAGGUACUGGGCGCGACGCAGAAAGAACAACGUGGCGGCGAAGCGCUCGCGGGACGCGCGCCGCCUCAAAGAGAACCAGAUCGCCAUCCGAGCCGGCUUCCUGGAGAAGGAGAACGCCGCGCUGCGUCUCGAGGUGGCCGACUUGAGGAAGGAGCUGGGCCGCUGCAAGAACAUUCUGGCUAAAUACGAGGCGCGACAUGGGCCCCUGUGAGCCCCUCCUGUGGCCCAUCUCUGCUCCCAGAACCUCCAGUUUGCCCUCCUGUUUAAAGGACAAUGUCUCUAAUGGCGGCACCUCCACCUGUAUGAUUCUGGUAUUUUGUUAAGCUUCAUCUCGUCUGCUCCUCCUUUGAUUUCUCUACACGGUUUGAAUAAAUAGAUAUAAAUAUAUUUACAUGUGCGUACUUCCCACUGUGAGGAGUUCGAGCCCGCCUCCUUCUCUACAUCAGACCAGGACUAAAAUCCUCUUUAUUUUGUCGUUCUUAGCCACUUAUGUUAGUAUUUCCUGUCCAAUCCAGGAACAUUUUGCUCUCUGUUAGUAUUAUGUUUUAAUUUCUUGAGCAAUAAUUUUAAAUAUGUCUCCACCUCCUGCUCCUGCACUAACUAGCGUCUCACAAUCGGAUCCGGUUCAAGAAAAUUCCUCCUAUUUAUCUCCCUUUUAUUUCUCAGAUGGAAGUUUGUUGUUUUUAUAUCUAUAAAUAAAUAUAUAUAUAUAUAUUCUGUUGAUAUAAUUGUUAGUAUUAUUACUGCUCUGAAAGCUGUGGUUGUUUAGCCUCCUUCUCUUCAGGUUGAAGCAUGGUUUCUCUCUGUUGUUUUGGACUAGUUGUUGAUUCUUUGGAUUCUGUUUGACUUGGCAUGACUAGUCCGACUGGUUUUGUUUAGUUUUUUUCUUUCUUGUAGGACUCAGUGCAGAUGUUUUGUCGGUGGCGUCUGUUUGCCGUCUUUUUACAGAUGGCUGUAUGAAUGUAAAAGAGAAAGAAGGUUGGAUGGUGUUGUCCAAUACUGUGGUUCACCCAGUCAGUUUGUUUCCUGCAGACCAAACCAGAGAUGUUUCUAUAAAUCUGUACGUUGUUCCUUUUUUGUACAGUAUUUUUCCAAUAUAUAUAUAUAUAGAAUUGGUGAAUUGUGUAUUUUAAAGGCACAACAAAUCCAGAGAAAUAUAAAAAAUGUGUUUAAUAAAAUAAAUGAAUAAAUAAAAAGGUAUUUUGAUUUUCUAUUUGAGGGAAUGGGAAGGAAACCAAAAUAUUGGGGGCAUUAUUGUAAUUAUAUAAUAUGAUUUCAACACUCAAUGUGCUUAAUGUUCUCAAAAACAUGGGAUGGCGUUACUAUGACGGCAGGGAAACUAUAGCUGGUUCUUCCUGCUGCUCUGCGAUUGUUUUCUUCAGUUGUAGCGAGUCCCUGAACCUGAGUGAUGAACUUUUUGUUUUGUUUUUGCUGUUUUCUUUUUAACUGGGCUUACUGCAGAGUCUUUAGAUUGAAGCUGGAUUUAUGAGUCAUGUUUUAGACAGCCAUCAGUCUACAAUGUGGAUAUGUUGUUUCACAAGGCAGAUCAUGGCAUGUAUGGAAGUCCAGAGGUCCCAAAAUGAUGGCAUCUUUUUGGAUGAGAAUUCUAAAGAUUAUUUCUUGCAAAUGUUUGCAGUUUGCUCUAAUUGUACAAAACGUAACCCGUUGCAGAAAGAUUUACCUCAAACAUCAUCUCACUGUAGUAGAUGAGGCCACUAAUGCCAGAUGUCGCAUAACCUACACCAAUACCAAAGAUUGUUUUGGAAGCAAUUAUCCUUAAUCAACAUCACAAAUUUGCACACUAAUUAUUUUAUUCAAAUAAACCAGCUCUGCUUAAUUUGACCCCCGGUUAAUGGCAAAAACUAUUUUUAAAUAUUUUUGCCAUAAGUGCCUUUCUCAUUUGGUUUUGAAAUGACUGCAUUAUAUUUUGUUAAAAGGCUCAUGAAAUAUUACAUCAAAUUUGAACCAUCUCGGAAGCAUCAUGGUUUUUAAUGACAGUUGCUGUUUUCAGCUGGCACUUUCCGCCUGAAAAUUAGAUAUUCUGCAAAUGAUUAAAUUAGCAGUUUCCAUUCCUGCCAUAAAAUUUUCAUUAAGUUAAAGCAACACUACAUCCUUCUUGAACUCAAGUGGGCAGAAGCUGUGUAAUAAUUCAACAAAAUAACACAUUUAAUAUACUCUUAAGAUUUUUUUAGUUGCUCAUUAAUUCCAAUAAGUUUUUGGCAUCUCAGGACUUCCGUAUUUGUCUCCUGAGGUCAUGCUCAUUUGGAUCUUCCGUAUUUGGUUCAUUUAAAGAUUGGUAAAGUGAAAUAAAAUAAAUCCUGGAACCUUCACCUCUGUAAAACAAAACUCUCACAUUCCACUGAGACUUUUCGAAGCGUUAUCGAUCUGGUGUGAGCGAUAUUAGGCGACCAUUUUGUUACUCAGAGUUUUUAUCCCUUUUGAGGCUCCAUAGCUUCCAGGGCGUCUUUGUUUUUCAUUAGAAUCAAGCAGGAAAAAUCCAGUAAUGAAUCUGUGAAAUCCCAAACGUACCUCACGUGUGGAGUGAUCCCUCUACCUCACCUGGAAAUAUUAACCAUAAUCAUCGUGAGUUUGUUCCAGUGCCUUUAAUUCACCGACUGUUUCCCAGUGUUUUGGUCCCGUACAGAUUGGCGCCGGAAGGUUUCCUGAACCUUCUUUUUAUUUCAAACAUUGCAGCAGAUUUGUAACCAUUGUAUUCAUGGCAACACCAACAGACUGUUUCAGAGUGUUUAAAGCAUAAAGGAGUAUUACGUGUUGUUCAGCCCUCUGCCUCUCUGUCUGUAAUUUCUAGUGUCUAAUAAAAAUACCACUUAUUUUC